AUGGCAUUCUCUUCUAUGAUUACCCAGUAUUGGCCACCGCCACCGACCUUUACUGAGAAAGAUGUCCCAAGCCAAGAGGGACGGGUGUUCAUAGUCACUGGCGGGAACCAGGGUGUUGGGUAUGAGCUCAUCAAGAUGCUCUACCCUACCGGUGCCGUCAUCUAUAUGGCCAGCCGCUCCGAGGAACGCGCUAAACAGGCCAUCAAGGACAUCGUGUCUACAGACCCAUCUGGCUCUGCGCGCCUUCGGUUCCUCCAUCUCGAUCUCGACGACCUCAAUGUGGUCCGGCGUGCGGCCAAAACGUUCUCCGAGCAUGAGUCGCGCCUUGAUAUCAUAUGGAACAACGCCGGGAUUGGAGCUGUGAAGGUCGGCUCCAAGACCAAGCAGGGUAUCGAGGCCCAUAUGGGACGUCCGCAUCAUUUGGACCAGCUCCUGGAUGAUGGAGCAGUCAUCCCCAAAGGUGGGUACAACCUCGAGGACCUUGAGAAGGGCGGGACCAAUGACGCCUACAUCAAUUAUGCCACGUCCAAGGCGGCAAAUUGGAUGAUUGCUGAUGAGGCGGGGAAGCGCUAUGGCAAGGACGGCAUCAUCAGCGUGGUUCAGAACCCAGGCAACCUGAAAACUCAUAUCUACAACACCCAGAGCAAAUUGAUGAUGUUCUUCGUGAACAGGCUACUCCAUCCACCUAAGCUAGGCGGCUAUACAGAGCUAUAUGCGGGUCUCAGCCCGGAGAUCACUGAGAAGCAGCAAGGCGGGCUCAUAAUCCCGUGGGGGAGACUCCAAGCCCGCAACCCGAGGCAGGAUAUUGUCAAAGCACUGGGGGACGGCAAGGGAAAGGAGCUGUGGGAUUGGAUCGAAGCCCAGAUCAAGGCGCAUGCUUGA
Penicillium maclennaniae is the source of this 882-nucleotide messenger RNA. RefSeq lists its product as uncharacterized. Bases 1 to 882 code for a protein of 293 amino acids. The record is from RefSeq and is a predicted model, not a curated record. The transcript has 2 exons. NCBI's taxonomy places the organism in Eukaryota, Fungi, Ascomycota, Eurotiomycetes, Eurotiales, Aspergillaceae.